AUUGACUAGUAGGCUAUUUCCGUCACUGGUUCAAAAUAUAUAUCUAAUUAGAUCAUUGCUAUUAGCCUUGGACUAUUACUAUUAUGCUAUUCCCCCUCAUCAACCUCUAACCACUAGCCAUCUCCUCCUCAAGCUAUUUCCAAGCAGCAGGUCCCCCCAAAAAAAAUCUUAAAAUCUUAAAAAUCAGCUAAUUUUGACCUGACCUGACCUUCCCUCUCUCCUCAGAUGACCGCCGGAAGAGCCGAGCUGAGGACUCGCUGACCCGGCACUCCCGUCAUGGAGAGGAACAGGUCAUGUCUAGAUGGAUGGAACAGCUCCUGCGGCGACGACUUGCCUGCGUCGGGCGAGAGGAACGGCAGCGUCGGCGGGGGGGCGGCGGCGCCUGGAGGAGGGCGGGAGAGGUUCGACUGGCCGGCCAUCAAGCACGAGCUGCAGUGGGCGUUUCCGGUCCACAUCUACGGCUUCGCUUGCCUCUUCUUCAUGCUCGCCUUCUACACCUUCUUCUCCAUUUUGAAUCUGAGGUCUCAGAUCUCAAACCGUCCAUUUAUGUCAACCAUUAAUGUUUUCCUGUGUGUGUUGGGUGUAACCAGAGCUGCCUGCUUCCUUAUCGAUCCGUAUACCUCGGGACAGGUGAUGCCCGGCUUCUUGGGUUCGGUGAUGUGGGAUGUCGGAUACCCCUGUAUUCUCUCUGCCUUUAGCCUCAUACAGCUGGCUUUCUCGCAGCUCACUCAGGUCAAGUUUCGCCCUGAGACGCUGCGGCGAAAGUCAGCGCUGAGUCUGAUGAUCACAACCCACUUCGCUCUCGUCCUCGGCGCCGACAUCGUCACGGCGUUUGAGAACCAUCUGCAGGUGGUCCGGUGGGUCGUGCAGACGGUGUUCCUGAGUUGGGGUCUCGUGCUUUGUGUCACUUUCUUAUACGGCGGCGGUCGCAUUAUCAGGCUCCUGCGCACCAUCCCGCACACAGCCUUCCAAGGCGGGGAUUCCUGCACGCCUAAUAACAAAGGCAUCCUCCAACUGGCACUCCUGGCACAAUGCAACAACAUCGCCUCUACUGUGCUGACGGCUGCCACACCUUCAGUUCUCACGCCGAAGAUAAAGAUAACAGAUGAAUACGACCAUACUUAUUCCUACGUCUCGGAAGGCUCGCGAAUCUCCUCCCUGCAGACAAGCGAUCCGGAAACGGCACUCUCAUCUCGACGCCCCUCAGCCAGGAGUGCCCUGCAUGAGCCUGCCACCGCGUCUACGUCAGGUAAUUUGAUUAACAUUAUGAAUCAACGUUAA
Messenger RNA from Penaeus monodon (black tiger shrimp), 1281 nucleotides. RefSeq lists its product as uncharacterized. Bases 277 to 1281 code for a protein of 334 amino acids. The record is from RefSeq and is a predicted model, not a curated record. Lineage: Eukaryota; Metazoa; Arthropoda; Malacostraca; Decapoda; Penaeidae. The transcript has 8 exons.